Messenger RNA from Nilaparvata lugens (brown planthopper), 9986 nucleotides. RefSeq lists its product as uncharacterized. The transcript is spliced from 4 exons. The record is from RefSeq and is a predicted model, not a curated record. Gene Ontology annotation, molecular function: protein binding. Bases 308 to 1933 code for a protein of 541 amino acids. Lineage: Eukaryota; Metazoa; Arthropoda; Insecta; Hemiptera; Delphacidae.
AAAUGAUGUUCGACUUGUGAAUGGUAAGUAACCGUUGACUUGAUCACAUCUUUUACAUUAUAGAAUAAGUUUUAUAAAUGCAUAUGUAUCCUUCAUAUAUCACCGUACAUUUCUACAAAAGCAUCUUAUUCAUAAAUUAAUCUUUUGAGCAACUUGUGCAAUAACAAGGAAAGUUAGCAUGCGGCUACCGUGACUCACGGUCCGUGAGCGUACAAGGAAAAUGCUUUUCAGUUAAAAUUUGAGAAAAAUUACCUAAAAGAAAUUUAGUUUACUCGCCCACAAACAUUUAAUUUGACGUCGCGUUAAGAUGGCUGAACAAUUAGACGUUGGGAGAGCUGAGCCAGAACUAGAUAAGGAGUCCAUCCAAAGUGGGAGUGGAAGCUGUGUUUUUAACCAAUCAGAAGAAAGCAGUGGAGGACAUGUCAGUGCAUUGGUGAAAACAGCAUCACCGGAACCAACUUGCGUUAAGAUGGCUAAACAAUCGGAGCCAGAACUUGAUAAGGAGCCCAUACAAAGUGUGAGUGGAAGCUGUGUUUUUGACCAAUCAGAAGAAAGCAGUGGAGGACAUGUCAGUGCAUUGGUGGAAACAGCAUCACCGGAACCGUUAACUUUGGAGUUGAUGGACUUCGUUGGUUCCUUUCCUGAAGAAGUGACAGAUAUGAUUUUAACACUUCUGUCGGCAAAUGAUCUGGAAAAUUGUAGCAGUGUGAGCCAGCUUUGGAGCAGCACAAUCAAACGUUUUCAGCUACAACAAAUAUCGCGUUUGAAAUACAAUUGGGAAAACGGAAAAUACUCUGUCCACUGUUUUCCCAUAAGUAACGAGAUUUCAUAUUCAUAUGUUUUAGGCGUCGAUGAACUUGCUUCCAAUUACCGUUAUGACCAAUGCCCCUACUUCUUCGCAUAUGGCACCGAAGACGGAUUUCUCUGCCGACCAAUUUUUUCUGUAGUUCAUAUCGAUGCAGAGUUGAGAAAGAAAUGUUCAAAUAAUUUCCAAUCCGCUGGUUUCUUCUGUCGCGUAGAUGAAGUAGAUGAAGUAUGUAUCAUGGGAGGAUCUAUAAUGUGGACUAGUGUUAAUGAAUCUUCGGGAGCAUUAUAUUACUACAAUGCCUUACUAGAGCCUGACACUGAAAUGAAAACUAUUGAUAGAUGGAACUUUUCUAAUCCGAAUGACAUUUGGAAACCCAUUUUCCUGAAAAUGGAUAGUAACUACAUAGUUUUUUCAUACAAAAAGCGAUAUGUGAAAGCUUGGUGUAAACAUACUCUUGAACUAAAAUUCGAGCAGAAGUGCCGUGAUGAUGCUUUACAGCAGAUUAGUUUAUUUGAUGGUUGUCUAGUCAUCUCGUACACAUUCAAAGCUGAGUCUACUUCUGUCAUCGAAAUUCACAACUUGAAAAGUGAUUCGAACAAUGGGUCCACACUCAAACACACUUUCACUGUUGAUGGACAAGUUGUAAGCCUGUAUUCAAACAGGCAUUUCAUUUUCCUGAGUUUUAAAUUUGAGUACAAAUUCAUUCAAGUAUUCAGUAAACAGAGUUUCUCCCAAAUCUAUUCUUACAAUUAUGUUUCACCAUUCCAUAUUGCUCAUUAUAAGACUCAUCGUUGUAGAAUUGAAAGUGUACAUGCUAAUUAUAUAGUUGUGAAUGAUGGUCCCAAAUGUGAAAGAUACAGAAUAUUGAAUCUAGUCACUAAGAAGAUGUUUUACAUUCCAUCUUAUGCCGAAAAACUGUGGCCUGUGUUUGAUAAUAUUGCUGUGAUUCAUAAUUGCUUUGACAAAAGUCUUCAAGUUUUUGACUGGGAAAGGAAUACACAACUGCUUACUUUGGCAAUCCCUAAGCAAAUAAGUGACAAAUAUGUCGUUGUUGGUGUGACGGGGUUGAGAAUUAUAAUUCUUGAUACUUCUUCCAAUCAAGUAGUAGUAUUCAAGUUUGGGUAGGCUGAAGUGGAGGAUAACUCUGGUAUGCUGUUGAUUCUGUGAAUGUUAACAAUGAUUGAAGAAUCAAAAUUAGCCUAUGUCUGUUGUAGAAAAAUUGUAUUGAUAUCUUGCCUUUAUCACUUAUUGCUAUGAUCCUUCAUCCUUGUCUGUUGUAGAAAAAUUAUAUUAAUAUCUUGCAUUUAUUACUCGUCAUUGCUCUGAUCCUUGUAUUCAACAUUGUUCUUGUGAGAUUUAGUUUUGUGUGUUGUUGUUUCAGUGAAUGUUAACUUUGAUUAUGAUUCAAAAUAAUGUCUAUCAUAUCAACUUGAUUUGUUUCUUGUCAUUAAUUGCUCUGAUUGUAGGAUUCGGUGUUGUUUUGAAAUCAUUCGGACAUGAUUUCGUAUUUAUGUGUAAUUCUCCCAAGAAUGAAAUCCAAAUGUGUUAGGCUGGCCACUAACGGUAGGACAUGCAUGCACACACACACACACACACACAUGUCCAUCAUGCAUGUCUUAUCAUCAGCGAGAGGCUUCUAACAUAAAAUAAACCAUCAAUAAAUUAAUCACUGGAAAAUUACAAAUUAUAAUUAUUUUAAAAAUAGUUUAACCUCAAAUAGAGUAGCAAAGAAAAAAUAAAUAACAAUAAAUCAGAGAUACAGAAACCUAACCUCAAUCAUUUUUGCUCCAAGUCUUUCCCUGUGAAGAAUGACACAACAAUGUAUGCCGACAUGGGUAUCAUGCAUGUUCAUCAUGCAUUUCCUGUCUCGUUAGUGACCCACCCUAACAAAAGAAGAAAGCAUUUUUGAACUUUUGUCUUCCAAUAUAGGUUUUCAGGUUCUUUUUUAUUUAUUCAAUUUGACUGUUGUACUCCUACUACUCCAAAUCUUCUAAAUGUCUUAUAUACUGGAAUAAUAAUUUGAUCUGUGCUACUUUGGUGGCUGUAUAUCUGUAUUGAAUGGUUUGUCAACUGUGGUUUUAUUUUCUCAUAUACUUUUCUUCUUCAUGAGAUGUGGAGGGUUAUUGAUUAAUGUGCUUUUCUCCACAAACGUAGCUUAUCAAGAUGAAUAUCAUAACAACUCCGACCACUGUUAAAAAACAAGGAAAUCCUUAUUCAAAAUUUUGUUUGUCAAAACUUAAUUAAUGUUUUUGUCAACAGGGAUUCAUUCCCUGAUAGACCUGGUCAUCAUAGAUUGUGUGGAAGGUUAUCAUAAGAAGGUUCCUGUAGCUUCCAAAAAAUAUAUUAUGUUGUCAGGGUGAAUAUUCCUACUACUAUUACAAAUGUUGUUGAAAAUAUCAAGACCGUCUUUCCUCAAAAAGCCAUCAUUAUUCAAAUUUCUAACAGUUUUUCAGCUAAUCAUCGGACUGAUGGUACAUAUUCAUUGAAAUGAAAGAAAAUGGAACAAUUGUUCUCAAUCAAAGCAAACCAGUAUUUCUCAACCUAAUACCUCCUAUUCUGGAUGGUUUGGAAGUAGAACAUUUUGUACUAUACAAAUAGUUCAAUAAUUUUCUAAUCAAUGCGUAUCAAUUCAUAUUGCAUCGAUUCUCAAUUGAAACACUGUGUUGUCCUAUUGUGAAGAUUAUUGAUUGAUAAUAUCUCCAUUUUAAAUGGAUAUUGAGCUUUGAAAUUUCUUCCCGAACAAGUUUUUAAAGCGACUAGAGUUGUAGUUUCUCUCAUAUCACAGAAUCACCUCCAUUAACUACCCAAGUGCAUCAAUAUUGUGUGAACAUCACUCCAAUAAAAUGAUAAUUUAUACACAAUGAUUGUUCAAAAUGACUUUUUCAAUGUGUUGAUAACGGUUGUAUAAACCGUGAGAUAAUUAGCUUUGUUGUUUCUUUUUUGACAGGAUAAGUUUCGAGUCAAUGGACUUCGUUGGUUCCUUUCCUGAAGAAGUGACAGAUAUGAUUUUGUCACUUCUGUCGUCAAAUGAUCUGGAAAAGUGUAGCAGUGUGAGCCAGCUUUGGAGCAGCACAAUCAAACGUUUUCAGAAACGACAAAUAUCGCGUUUGAAAUCUAAUUGGGAAAAUGGAAAAUACUCUGUUCAUUGUUUUCCCAUAAGUAACGAGUUUUCAUAUUUAAAAGUUUUUGGCGUCGUCGAUGAACUUGCUUCCAAUUACCCUUAUGACCAAUGCCCCUACUUCUUUGCAUAUGCGACCGAAAAAGGAGUUAGACAACCAAUUUAUUUUUCUGUAGUUCAAAUUGAUGCAGAGUUGAGGAAGACAAUCAAUCAUUUUCAAUACACUGGUUUCGAUCACAUAAAUGAAUUAUGUAUCAUGGGAGGAUCUAUAAUUUGGAUUAGUUUUGAUAAAUCUUUAGCAGCAUUGCAUUACUACAAUGCCUUACUAGCGCCUAACACUGAAAUGAAAACUAUUGAUAGAUGGAAUACGGAUCACAUUAUUGGUAGAUCUAUUUCCCCGAAAAUGGAUAGAAACUACAUAGCUGUUUCAAAUAAUAAGCGAUAUGUGAAAGCUUGGUGUAUACAUACUCUUGAACUAAAAUUCGAGCAGAAGUACCAUGCCUUUUAUUCACAGCAUAUUAGUUUAUUUGAUGGUUGUCUGGUCAUCUCGAACUCAUUCGAUGCUGAGCCUAAUUCUGUAAUUGAAAUUCACAACUUGAAAAGAAACAAUGGGUCCACACUCAAAUACACUCUCUCUGUUGAUGGAGGAGUUGAAAGCCUGCAUUCAAACAGGCAUUUCAUUUACCUGAUUUUCAAAUGUGGUUACAAAUUCAUCCAAGUAAUCAGUAAACAGAGUUACUCCAUCAUCUUUUCCCACAAGUAUGACUCAUUUUUUCCUCGUGAAAUUCAACGUGCACAUGAUGAUUAUAUAGUUGUUAAAGAAGUUUUCAAACAUAAAUACAGAAUAUUGAAUCUAGUCACAGGAAAGUGGUCAGACAUUCCAUAUAACGCCGUAAAACUGUGGACUGUGUUUGAUAAUAUUGCUGUGAUUCGCAAUCUGUCUGACAAAGCACUUCAAGUUUUUGACUGGGAAAGGAAUACCCAACUGCUUACUUUGGCAAUCCCUGAUCAAAUAAGUGACGAAUAUGUCGUUGCUAGUGUGACUGAGAUGAGAAUUGUAAUUGUUGAUACCUCUUCCAAUCAAGUAGUAGUAUUCAAGUUUGGCUGAAGUGGAGGAUAACUCUGGUUUGCUGUUGAUUCUGUGAAUUUAAUAAUAUAGGUUUUUAGGUAUUUUUUUACUCUAAUUGUAUAUGACAGUAGUGGGCCUACUACUCCAAAUCUUCUGAAUGUCUUAUAUUCUGGAAUAAUAAUUUGAUCUGUGCUACUUUGGUGGCUGUAUAUCUGUAUUGAAUGGUUUGUCAAUUGUGGUUUUAUUUUCUCAUACACUUUUCUUCUUCAUGAGAUGUGGAGGGCUAUUGAUAAAUGUGCUUUUCUCUCCACCAAAACGUAACUUAGAUCUCAACAACUCGUACCAAUGUUCUUAAAAAACGAGGAAUCCUUAAUCGAAAUUUCGUUAGUCAUAAUAACUUAAUGCUUUACUGCUGAUUUGUCACUCUUAUAUGUCUCUAUUCAGCUUGGCUCUCAUUUCCAUUAAAUGGAUAGACUGUUGUAAUGUUUUGUUGUGGAAAGUUUAGAGGUGAAGUAUUGUGUCGUCCUGUUGUGCUACAUACAGCUUGAAGUCAUCUCCAUUCAAAAACAGUUAAGAUCUACAAAAUCUCAUCCAAAUACUCUGGUCUGGAACUAGAUUGAAACUGUAGCUUGUCUCGUCUCACAGAAUGGCUUCAUUACCUAACCUCAAGCCUAGAUCCUUAGUGCCCAUUAUACUCCUUGCACUGCCUUUUCUAUUAAAUCAUAAUAUUUUUGCAUCUACCUACAUCAGUUUUAUGAGAUAAUUAUCUUUUUUUGACAAGAUUACUUUGGAGACAAUGGAUUUUGUAGCUUCCUUCCCACAAGAAUUGACAGAUAUGAUCUUGUCACAUCUAACAGCGAGUGAUCUGGAAUAUUGUAGCGAUGUUAGUCAGAUGUGGAGUAGGGCAAUCAAAAUUUACACACAAAGGCAAUAUGCACAACUAAAAUAUAAUUGGGAAAAUGGAAUAUACUCUGUCCAUCGUUUGUCAAUCAGUGAUGAUUUUGAGUGUGCCCAGGUUCCUACUAUAGAAGUACUUCCGUCAAAUUUUAAUCAUGAUCAGUGCCUCUUUUACCCUGUAUUUAUGGCCAAAAAAGGAACUCGUAUCCCGUUUCAUUUUUGUUUGAUACGUAUUGAUGCAGAGUUAAGAAAAACGAUAGAUUUUCUAUUUGAAAUUCAUCCCCCAUACAACAUACAGAAUGUUUGUGUCAUGAAUGGCUGGAAUCUUUCGGAACUGUGAAAUACUAUAAUGCCACCCUGGGGUCGAAUAGUGAAGUCGAAACUUUUGAAAAAGACAAUCAUGCCAUUCCAAAUGACAGUUCUUUCACAACGGACAGAGAACACAUUGUCGUAUCAACAAUAGGAUUACCUGAAAGUUUGGUGCAAACAGUCACAUGAAUCAAUAUGAGUCAACAUGAAUCAAUCCAAGUGCAAUAAAUCCUCUGUACAAAAGAUAAGUUUAUGCAAUGGUUGCCUAAUCAUUCAAUGCUGGAAUAAAAUCUGGAAUUGAAAUUCACAACUUGACAAAUGAUGCAAACAGUACACUCAAACACACUUUUACCUCUCUUGUUUGCCGAGUGCAGGAUCUGCAUUCAAACAAGCGCUUCAUUUUUCUUAGUAUUAAAAUGCACCAUAACUACAUCCUAGUACACGAUAAACAGAGUUAUGCCAUCAUCUAUUUUCCUAAGUAUGAUUCAUCCAAGCCUUGUACAAUAAAUUAUGCCUAUGAUGAUUUCAUUUUUGUCAAAGAAUUUCUGAAAAACAGUUAUAGAAUUUUGACUCUUGCUUCAGGAGAAUGGCUUACAGUUUCAUCUUGACGAAAAAAUUGUACACUGUGUUUGAGAAUAUUUCUGUGAGUUGCUCUCUAUUUGACAAUACACUACAUGUUUUGGACUGGAAACGAGAUGCUGAACUGUUCACUUUGGGAAAUCCCGAGCCAAAUAAAUGUGAUUUUUCGUUCCCAAGUACUCAUGAUGUUGUUACUGUGAGUGAGUUUAGAAUUGUAGUUUUUGAUUUGCUUUCUGAUCAAUUCAUUGUUUAUAAGUUUGGGUAGAAGCAACUGGGAUAAAAUCACUCCAGUCAUCAUACCUACUUGAUUAUUUAUGUCCUUAAUUUUUUAUAUAUUGCUCUGAUUGCUGAAUUAAGGUUGUUCAUAACUUCCCCACACCUGUGAGUUACAAAAAAUAGUAGGCUCAUGCAUAGAAUUCUCAGGUUUCAUAAAAUAAUAGGUUCAUGAAUAGAAUUCGCAAUCUAUUUUUGUACUACUAUUUUAUUUAUCUAUGUAAUGUACUAUUGUUCUUGAAUAUGGGUUCUUAGGCUCAGACCCCAAUAUUCAGUUUUGACUGUAGUGCAUUGUCACAUCUUCUUAUACUUGAAUAAUAUUUGCAAGUGCAGUAGAGUAAAGUAUCAUAGAUAAUCCGCAUCAAUUGGGACCUCUUGGGACUCUUGGAAAGAGGUCAGAGCAUGAUAAAAUAUGAUGCAUUGCACAAUAUGGCCUAUUGAGUGAUAUUGAUUGGUAUGAAUACUUUAGUAGGCUAUAAUAGCCUAGUCAUUUUUAAACUAACUGAUGCUCGCCUCUGACCUGUAAUAAUAAGUACUAAAUCAAAAUAUUAGGGCUUCUAGAGAUAAGGUUGUUAGAACUAGAUUGGAUUCUUUAAAUUUAAUGUACGGUACUUGUAUUUUUUUGAUCUAUUUUGUAUUUUCCAAAUUAUUUUGUACUCUGAUUUUCAAAUGUAAAUUUGAGACUGUAUAUGACUGUUCCAUAAUUAUUAACAUUGUUAUUGUCUUGACCUCUCCAUUGAACCUUGAUUGGAAUGGGGUCCCAUCCACAUUAUUGUAAUUAUUGAAAAAGGAGGUAGAACACGUGCACUAUUUGAGAAAAACAAUUUAAAGUAGUAUAUUUUCCAUGGGUAGGUGUAGGGAAGGGUCUAAAAUAAGAUAAAAAGGAUAAGAUAUAAAAAGUAAUUAUAACAUUUUGUUAUUUAGUCCUUUUUCAUUAAUUUUGACACCAGAGAAUAAAUAGCCUUAGUGUGGUCUUAUCAAUGAUAUAAAGGGUACCAACUGUUUUAUUUUACAAUAUAAUAGGCUUUAUUAUAAAAGAGAUGAAAGAUUGAAAUGAGUGAUGAACUAUAAUGUAGAAAUAAUUAAUAUUGUUGAUCACUGUUCAAAUUGUACUAGUAGUGUAUAUAAUCUAGUUUAUAGUAUUUUGUAACAGUCCAUAUUUGUGAUUUUAAAAAAGAGACAUUAUUUUUGUUAAUAUACCUGAUAGUGUUUAAUAUCAUGUUCGUAUUAUAAGGUAUUGGAUAUGAUUUACUUAUGUGAUAUCUUGUAAAAAUGUUAUGCGUGUGUUUGAAUUCUACAUAAAUGUAUCUAAUGUUUACAUUGUUUUCUAGUUAAGUUGAAAAUACCAAAAUUUUUAAUAAUUUGAUAAUUUAAUUUUUAGAAGUUUUUUGCACUGAGAAUAUGCUUUAUGAAGAUUAAUAACAUUUUUGUUGAUAUUCUAAAGUGGUCCUUGAGGGAUGAGAGGGGAAAGAAGGAUGUGGGGAAGAAAAAAGAAUGUCACUAAUUUUCAAAACUUGAUUUAAUGUCAUCUUGUAGUCAUUGAUGAAAACUAUUGCUUGACGAUAUUUCAAGGCCUGUAUUUAUUCUAAUAAUGGAAAAUGUGAAAAUUUAUCAUCAUUAUUCUUCAUUUGUUAUUAACGAAGACUAUUGUUUGAAAACCGAAGGCAAAAUAUUUGUUAUUUCUACUCGAAUUAUAUGCAUUGUCUAUGAGUAAAUUAAUAAACUUGACGAAUUCUGUAAUUCACACAUAAGGAGGGCCAUGUAAUAACAUACUUAUUUCAUACUACCUUUUUUAAAUAAUAAAAAAUGUUCUUUCUCUUUCAAUCAAACCCGAAUACUGUGAUAUUAAAUUUUAUUGGAUCAGGAUUCACAAUUAAAUUUUCUAUUACACUCUACAAUAAAAUCCAUUAGUGAAGUUUUGAUUCGAAAGUAAAAUGUUUAAUCUGCGGUUACAUCAAACUUAAUCCUUAUAGAUUCUAUUAGAUUGAACAUAACUUAUCAUACACAUGAUGAACAUAUGUGUUUGUCAAGUUCCGUUCAAUCUAAUAGAAUCUAUAAGGAUUAAGUUAUUAACAUUUUGUUGAUAACUUUGGUGUAAACGCAGCUUUAGUUGGGUAUUGUGUUUGUAAACAAUCUAAUAUUAAACUAAUUAACAAUUAUUAUUAAACUAAUAUCUUUGAACAAUUCUUAAUACUAUUGAAUAUAAGAAACAGUUUUCGUGUUUUUUUUAAUAAAAUUAUAUUUUUUGUAUCAGUUUUGUUUUGUAACAUGUGCAUUAGUAGAAAGAAAAUUAUGUAAUUAUUUUAGUGGUGCCAUUUUAGUAGGCCUGCUAUAUUAUGGUGCUUUGUAUAGCUAUAUAUUUAUCGUCUAUCAGUAAGUUUGAUAUUUACUGUAUUCUUAUAAAUUAGCCUACAUUAAAAUAAUCAUUGUUUCCAAUUCACUGAAUAUGUUAGUAAAAUGUCUUAAUAGAAUACAUGAAACCUUAGGCUCUGUACAUACAGAAAGCAACUACAUCCAUACAUUAUGAAAGAGAAACUCAUAGUUGCUAUCAACAAGAUGCCGUAUUGCCGAUGUCAUAUUGAUCUAGUAUAGCAACUAUUAAUUUUAAGUUAUAACUAAAACCAGUAAAAUGUGAAGGCCACAUGAUCCUUUCUGUGAUUUUUUAUCUGAGGGUGAUAAUCUUAUUCAUCUCCCUCAUCUGCAUUUAUUCUAUUAUAAUUUUUUUUUGUUUUGUAUCAAUUCUCGAUUAUUUUAUACGUGUUAAAAAUACUCUAUGUAUGUAAUCUCAUGUUGAUGUUCUUUUCUGUACAUAUUCUGCAUUACCUCCUUUAUCAUGAGAUUGCUUAAUAGAUUGUUUCGAUAGGAAUUAUUGCUGAAGUAGAGAUCGUGAAUAUUUAUGUUCAUUGUUGCAUUCAUAAAAUCAUCUACAUAUG